AAUCCGUAUAGUUUUAAAUAACGCGCUGCGCCGUUCGUGAUCUCGCGAUCGUGCGCCCUUGCCACCACCCGCCGCCUUGCUCGCUCACUCGACGCCCACGCCAUCCGCGCGAAGGAACCACUCUGCCCCCGCGGGCGAGCCACCACCACUGUCAGCCUCCGUCAACCGCCACCGCUUCCUGCACACACUCCGACAUCCGGCCGUGGCCAAUCUCCAGCAACGCGCGCUGUCCGCAGUCAACCUGCAUCGGGCAUGAAUUCUCUCUACCACUCCCCUGCUCCUGUCACCGCAAGCGUCACUAAUGCCACCGCCUUAUCCGCUCGAUGUUUCAUCUAUUGUCACCGUCGGAGGCUCAAGCAUGCAGUCCAAGAUCACAUAUUGCCUUCUUUUGUUGCCCGUCCGCUUUCUCCCGUGAUGUCCGGCGUAGUCAGGGUCAGGGCGCAAAUGGAGACGGAGGUCUCUUCUUCUUUGUCGUGUGGAGGACAAAAGCGAGCAUUGAUAUCAUUGUCAAAUAAGCGAGAUUUAGCUUUUCUUGGUCGUGGACUCCAAGGUUUAGGGUAUGCUAUUGUCUCAACUGGUGGAACAUCAUCUGCUUUAGAAGAAGCUGGUAUCUCUGUGACUAAAGUUGAAGAGAUCACCCAUUUCCCAGAGAUGCUGGAUGGUUGUGCGACAACUUUACAACUGAAAAUACAUGGUGGUAUUCUUGCUUGUAGAGAUCAUAGUGACCAUAUGGAUUCUUUAAGCAGGCAUGGCAUUGGUACAUUUGAUAUAUUGGUGGUGAACUUGUACAAUUUUGAGGAUGGAAUUGAGAAUAUUAACAGUGAUGGCCAUACCUUGAUUUGUGAUGCAGUUAAGAAUCACACAAAUGCCUUGGUUGUCGUUGACCAUGAUGACUAUCCUGCUGUCUUAGACUUUCUGAAAGGAAAACAAGAUGACCAAAACUUUCGUGAUAAAUUGGCAUUGAAGGCUUUUCGACAUGUUGCAUCUUAUGAAUCAGCAAUAUUAGAGUGGCGGUGGAAGCAAACAGAGAAUGGAUAUAAGUUUCCUCCCAGUCUCAUGAUGCCCCUUUCACUAAAAUCCUCCCUUAGAUGCGGCGAAAAUCCUCAUCAGAAAGCUGCGUUGUACAUUGAUAAGAGUAUAUCUCUAGCCAAUGCAGGUGGCAUUGCCAAUGCUAUACAACAUCAUGGGAAGGAAAUGUCAUACAACAAUUACUUGGAUGCAGAGGCUGCUUGGAAUUGUGUUUCAGAAUUCAAGAACCCUACUUGUGUGACUGUCAAGCACACAAAUCCUUGUGGGGUAGCAUCCCGGCAAGAUAUUCUCGAAGCAUACAGAUUGGCUGUAAAGGCUGAUCCUGUCAGUGCUUAUGGCAGCAUUGUUGCUUUCAACACAACGAUGAAUGAGGACCUCGCGAAGGAGCUCAGGGAAUACAUGAAUCCAAUAAACACUGCUAAGUCAAUGUUUUAUGAGAUUGUAGUUGCACCUGGAUACACUGAAAAAGGACUUGAAAUCCUUAAAGGGAAGUCUAAGGAUUUGAGGAUUCUUGAGGUGAAGAAAAGUGAAAAAGGGGUUGUCUCAUUUAGACGGAUUAGUGGUGGCUGGUUAGUCCAGGAGUCUGAUGACUUAACACCAGAUGAUAUCAAAUUCUCAGUGAUGUCUGAAAGAGUUCCGGAGGAGACUGAGCUUCAUGAUGCCGAGUUUGCUUGGCUUUGUGUCAAACAUGUAAAGAGUAAUGCCAUUGUAAUAGCUAAGAAUAAUUGCAUGUUGGGAAUGGGUAGCGGACAGCCGAAUAGGCGGGAAAGCCUGAGGAUUGCCUUUAGAAAGGCUGGAGAAGCGGCAAAAGGGGCUGCAUUGGCUAGUGACGCUUUCUUUCCUUUUGCUCUGAAUGAUGCAGUUGAAGAGGCAUGCAAGAAUGGCAUUGGAGUGAUUGCACAACCUGGAGGGAGUAAAAGAGAUGGAGAAGCCGUGGACUGUUGCAAUAAAUAUGGAGUUUCUCUUCUCUUCACCGGUGUCCGACAUUUCAGGCACUGAGGAAAGGAAGACUUUAACCGCUCGUCGAAGUUAAUAAAUAAUGAAUAAUGGCGAAUCAAACUUAUAUUCUUUCAAAACUGGGACGCUUAGCUGAUUAAAAGACUUCGUUUUUCUAAGUUAUCCUGUAUUGAUGGUAUAAUUCUGUAUUGAGUUGUCCCUUAUCAUUCA
Molecule: messenger RNA, 2196 nt
Organism: Zingiber officinale
Lineage: Eukaryota; Viridiplantae; Streptophyta; Magnoliopsida; Zingiberales; Zingiberaceae
Product: bifunctional purine biosynthesis protein PurH-like
Exons: 13
Coding region: 253-2028 (591 amino acids)
Biological process (GO): 'de novo' IMP biosynthetic process
Cellular component (GO): cytosol
Molecular function (GO): phosphoribosylaminoimidazolecarboxamide formyltransferase activity; IMP cyclohydrolase activity
Source: RefSeq, a predicted model, not a curated record